AUGCCGCAAUCAAAAUUCCCAGAGCCACGGAUCCGAGUGACAACUCCUGAGUGCGGCUCGGCUCAUAAAUUCGAACCACCAAUCAAACUCUGGACAACUCCGCCACCCCACCACCCCACUAUCUACGUUGUGAGGAAGACCGGAAACAUGGCUGCGACAACAAUCCCACGUCGAAUAGCAUCACCCCCACUAUUCUUCUCUCCCCCGACCGCAUAUACACAUCUCCUAAAAUCGUCGUGCGCCUCAAGUAUCCGUUAUGAUUCCUCCUCCUCGAAUCAGUGGAAACGCCGACAAAUCCGUGACGUCUUUGCGACAGCCGCAAAGCGUGACGAUAUGAAGUCCCGCGCUGGCUACAAACUCAUCGAGCUGGACUAUAAGCACGGGAUCUUCGGGCCCGGGCAGACGGUUGUGGACCUGGGCUUUGCCCCAGGCGCGUGGAGCCAAGUUGCGAUCGACAAGGUCACACCGGAGGGACGAGUGAUAGGCGUGGAUAUACUACCGGCUAACCCACCUCCCGGGGUAUCCACGUUCCAGGGCUCGAUGAAGAGUCCGGGUGUGCGCGAGCUGCUGAAAAAGUUCCUCAUGGACCCGAGCCGCGGCAAGAUGCGGGAGAAUCGGUAUCUGCGGAAGGGCGAUGUGGACGAGGAGGAGCUGGAAGAGAUGGAGAGGGGCUACCUGGAUCGCGAGAGGGACGCUGAGCGUGAGGAGAAGUUUGAGGGGGUCGGCGAGGAUGAUACGAGGGGGCCGGUUGACGUUGUGCUUUCUGACAUGUUGAUGAACACGAGUGGGAUUCCGGUUAGGGAUCAUGCAUAUAGUAUUGAUUUGUGUUAUACCGCAAUGUCAUUCGCCAUGGAUGUGCUCAAGACCUCUGGGGUCUUUGUCUGCAAAGUUUAUAGCGGGGAUCAGGAGUGCGAGUUGAAGGCGAAAUUAAAGCUGAUGUUUUCCACGGUUUACUGCGACAAGCCAGAAGCUUCUAGGACUGAAUCGAGGGAAGUCUACUACGUUUCUAAAUUGCUGAGGAAGGGUGUUACGAAGGAGAAGGUUUUUCCUGGAGGGGAUUAUUAGAGGAAUAUGGUAGGUCAGCGGUGGUAUAUCGGUAGGGGAAUUAUGGCAGUGGAUGUAGUAUAAUCUCGUUGGUGGGGCGGGGCUUGAAAUCGGGAAGGCUUGAAUACCUUUUUGCAAUUUC
Molecule: messenger RNA, 1186 nt
Organism: Tuber melanosporum (Perigord truffle)
Lineage: Eukaryota; Fungi; Ascomycota; Pezizomycetes; Pezizales; Tuberaceae
Exons: 4
Coding region: 1-1065 (354 amino acids)
Biological process (GO): RNA methylation
Cellular component (GO): mitochondrion
Molecular function (GO): rRNA (uridine-2'-O-ribose)-methyltransferase activity
Source: RefSeq, a predicted model, not a curated record